Messenger RNA from Fusarium odoratissimum NRRL 54006, 135 nucleotides. RefSeq lists its product as uncharacterized. NCBI's taxonomy places the organism in Eukaryota, Fungi, Ascomycota, Sordariomycetes, Hypocreales, Nectriaceae. The coding region runs from base 1 to 135 and encodes 44 amino acids. The record is from RefSeq and is a predicted model, not a curated record. The transcript has a single exon.
AUGGAUAACGCUAAGAACCAGCCUCUCUCGUCCUUCAUCCGGCCCAGACACAGCGGACAGACCCCGGUCAAUCUCACUCUGCCCCGGGCGAACGAAGCGCCAAAGACCAAAGCAGCCAGCAUUGCGGACAGUUAG